AUGAAGACCACCUCCAUUGCACUCGCACUCGCGAGUACCCUCACCGGCGCAAACGCAUACUGGAAAGGGUUCAAUUCUCAAGCUACCCUCGCAAACGGAGCAUGCAAGACGCAAACCGAUUGGGAGAAUGAUUUCCGACUCAUCCAAUCUUUCCCCGGUGGAUUCGACAGUCUACGCGUCUACGCAUCAUCCGACUGCAACACCAUUGCCAAUGUAGUACCUGCCGCCAUCGCCACCGGCGGAAAGGUACUCGUUGGAGUAUGGACUGAAGACGCCAAUCACUACGAUGCCGAGAAGCAAGCUUUGUUGAAAGCCACCCAAGCCUAUGGGUUCGAUUGGCUCGUAGCCGUAUCUGUUGGUUCUGAAGACUUGUACCGAGGCGAUACUACUGCUUCUACGCUCGCGCAGCAGAUAUAUGAUGUAAGAGGAAUGUUGAGCACUGUUCCCGGAUACACCACUGCUGGUGUACAAAUUGGGCAUGUGGAUACGUGGACUAUGUGGACGGAUGGAGCAAACGUGGAUGUGAUCAAGGCAUGUGAUUUCAUCGGAUUAGACGGGUAUCCAUAUUUCCAAAACAACGAAGAGAAUGAUAUCGGUGUCGCAUCUGAUUUGUUCUGGCAAUCUGUCAAUGCUGUUCGCUCGGCUGUGCAGAAUGCUCAGAGUGGUGCUUGGGUUUGGGUUACUGAGACUGGAUGGCCUACUUCGGGUAAUACGGAGAAUUUGGCUGUUGCUUCGGUUGCCAAUGCUCAGACUUAUUGGAAGGAGGUUGCUUGUGAGGCUUUCAAGGAGGCAAAUACUUUCUGGUAUGCUCUUCAGGACUAUGCUGCUAGCCCAUCGUUCGGUGUUGCUGAUGCAAAUGGCAAACUUAUGUAUGAUUUGAGCUGUUAA
This is a messenger RNA of Sclerotinia borealis F-4128, 888 nucleotides long. NCBI's taxonomy places the organism in Eukaryota, Fungi, Ascomycota, Leotiomycetes, Helotiales, Sclerotiniaceae. The record is from the annotation of a GenBank genome assembly.